This is a messenger RNA of Penicillium pulvis, 3429 nucleotides long. RefSeq lists its product as uncharacterized. NCBI's taxonomy places the organism in Eukaryota, Fungi, Ascomycota, Eurotiomycetes, Eurotiales, Aspergillaceae. The record is from RefSeq and is a predicted model, not a curated record. Gene Ontology annotation, molecular function: transferase activity, transferring phosphorus-containing groups; calcium ion binding; mannosyl-oligosaccharide 1,2-alpha-mannosidase activity. Gene Ontology annotation, cellular component: Golgi membrane; endoplasmic reticulum. The transcript has 4 exons. Gene Ontology annotation, biological process: carbohydrate metabolic process; N-glycan processing. Bases 1 to 3429 code for a protein of 1142 amino acids.
AUGAAGCUGGGACCCAUCGACGCCGUUUACACAUGGGUAAAUGGGUCAGAUCCAAGAUGGAAAAGCGAGAGAGACUUUUGGUAUCAGCAAUGGGUUCAAGGAUUUGAUGGACCAAACCGGAAAAUCCAAAAUGAGCGUAAGAGUAGCUCCGAGGAUGAUGGUGCUUCUGCCGACUAUCAUUUUCGAGACAACGACGAGCUCAAAUAUUCAGUUCGCUCCUUGGACAAAUAUGCGCCAUGGAUCCGCCAGAUAUUUAUUGUGACGAACGGCCAAGUUCCCGCUUGGUUAGACCAGGACAAUCCUCGCAUCAGAAUUGUUAAGCACUCGGAAAUAUUUGAUAAUACCUCUCACCUGCCGGUUUUCUCAUCCUCUUCCAUUGAGAGCAAUUUGGACAGGAUUCCAGGCCUCAGUGAUGCCUUUCUUUACUUCAAUGAUGACGUUUUUCUUGGUGCCCCUAUAUGGCCAGAUGAUUUUAUCACACCAUCUGGAGAGCAAACGAUCUACCUAUCUCACCCAGUUCCACUAGGUGAUGAUGCAUACCCGGAGUAUUGGGCUGGAGGCAAAGAACCUACUCCAGAUAGUCCCGAAUUGAAACGGGGGCGAGAGCUCGAUGACUACGGCUUCGUGGAUGAUGAGCAGGGCGGUGUAAGGAUUGAGCAGCUAGUAGGAAAAGUAUAUGCCUCUUCGGCAUGCGAUGUGGAAGCAGAGGUCCCUCAGUCCAUACUUGAUGAAGUUUUGAGGAACGACCUUCCUCUAGGACAUGGUCACAUUAAUAUUACCUCACUCUUAACCCACCAAAAUCCCACCUCAAACGAUGAGGUAUCAGAGACGACAGAAAGAAUGUCAGCACUGGAUACCAAAAGUCGGAUCAAACUUUUGGCGCUACUAGAUGCAUUACCGUAUUGCCCCAAUGACCAUGAUUUGGUGGCUGAUGCAAUUCGAUCUGUGAUAAACGCCUUCAACGAACGAUUCAGUUUUUCAAAACACCUGCGGAGGGUCCCAUCUCAUAUGCCUCAUAUGAUCAAAAAGCAAGUCCUGACUGAACUCAAAAGAAUAUUUCCACAAGAAUUCCAACAAAAUUCAGCCCACCGGUUCAGACACCCCCAGGAUCUACAGGUUGGCUUUGCUUAUUUCAACUACCUCAUCAAUCGGCCCAACUUCUUGUCUUCUACCAUGUGUGGGUUACAAGAUCAAAGACCUGGCAUAGAUCGCAAUUGCUGGUAUGAAGAAUAUCAUAUCCGCACCCUGGAAAGCCUUCUGUACGGGGCCACUCCACCGGCAGGCUUUCACGACUCUUUUCAAAGGUGUCUUCACAAUGGCUCUGGGUUCACAAGCGACUUACAGUUUCCGACCGAUGCAGAAAAAAGAAGAGCUGUACCUAUUAAAGACGUGGAGCGUUGCAUCGAUAUGCCAAAGUUGCGAUCCAAUUUGCAAAAAGCGAAAGGAUAUAGACUGAAAAUGGGAACCGAUGUGGCCUUUCACAUGUUGGGAGACGAAUACCAGACUACGAUGGACCAACUGCAGUCAACGAGAGACCGACGAACGAAAUUCAUCUGUCUCAAUGAUGAUAUGAAGAGCCCAUCAAUUGACUUGAGACGCGCUUUUAAGCAAUUGCUUGAAGACCUGUGGCCCGAGCCUUCGGUCUUUGAACUGCAGGCAAGACCCGUUGCCCCCAACGAAAGCAAUAAAGCAACGUCUCACGGGGAAGGAGAUUUUCCGUAUAUCUUCAUGACCCUUUUGCUCCUUCUCAUCAUUGGAUCCCAAGGAUUCAUACUGAGCCCAGAGACAACAUAUGCAAGUCACUGGAAAGACAUACCAACAGCGACAGAUAAUAUUAUCCGACAAUCUCAAACAUGUCCAGCGUCCUUCAUUCCCCUUCCUAAAGGAACUCCAAGAAGAAUCCCGCAGAUCCAACACCAGUUCAAUCCUGAAACUGAAUACGAUCGGCUUGAAAGGGCCGAAAGGCAACAGGCUGUGAAAGCAGCGUUCCAACAUAGCUGGAAUGGGUAUAAAAACAAUGCCUGGCUGUGGGACGAAGUAUCGCCAAUCAGUGGCGGUCACAAAAGUCCCCUUGGGGGCUGGCGGGCAACUUUGAUCGACUCCUUGGACACACUACUUGUAAUGGACUUGAAUGAAGAGUUUGAGACCGCAAUUGAAUCCCUCCACGACAUCGACUUUUCCACCUCGAAAUCACCAAAUAUCAAUGUCUUUGAGACAACCAUCCGAUAUCUUGGAGGUUUGAUCAGUGCAUAUGAUAUGACAGAUGGAAAGCAUUCUAUCCUUCUAGAGAAGGCACAAGAAUUGGCAGAGCUCUUGUAUGGGGCGUUUGAUACGCCAGACAGGAUGCCACAUACACGAUGGCGAUGGAUCAGGACCAGUUUUCAGUCUUUAAAACAGCCCAGUGAACCUAAGCUCCUUGCCGAAAUAGGUUCUUUGAGCCUAGAGUUCACUCGGCUUUCACAAAUAACAGGCGAUCCUACAUAUUAUGAUGCUGCACAGAGGAUAACAAACAAUCUACACAGUACACAAAACCAGACUAGAUUACCGGGUCUAUGGCCACUCUUGUUUGAAACUCAUGUAUUGAAUCUCACAGAAGCCUACUUCACAGUAGGUGGCAUGGCUGACUCCACCUACGAAUACCUUGUCAAAGAGUAUCUUCUCCUUGGAGGUCGAUCAUAUCAAUAUCGGGACAUGUACAUCUCUGCAAUGGAAGGAAUCAAAAAGCAUCUGCUCUUCCGUGGAAUGGACAAAGAUAGGGGAGAUAUAUUAUUUGCUGGAAAUAUCCGGUUCGACCCAGGAUCCGACGAGGGGGUCUUUGAAUAUCAAAUGGAGCAUCUCAAGUGCUUUCUCGGGGGCAUGGUUGGACUUGGCUCUAGAGUAUUUAGUCGCGCAGAAGACUUGUCUAUUGCACGAGAACUCGUGAACGGGUGUAUUUGGGCAUAUUAUCUCAUGCCUACUGGGAUUAUGCCCGAAACUCUAUACAUUAGUGGCUGCAGAGAUACAAAUCGCUGUGAAUGGGAGGAAGAAAAAUGGUUUCGUGGCAUUUUGGGAUGGCCAGAAGGAAAGCAAAUGCCUAUGCAUUUACGUGAGGCGACUCGGCUCAUUAUUCAAGAUCAUGGGCUACGGCCACCAGUACUGGAAUUUGCUAAUCCGAAAUAUCGUCUGAGACCUGAGGCGAUUGAAUCUAUCUUUGUCUUGUACAGAAUCACCGGUGAUAAGUCACUCCAAGAGGCUGCAUGGCGAAUAUUUCAGAACAUCGAGCGGUACAGCAAAGUCGAGCAUGGCUAUGCCGCUCUCAACGAUACCCGUGACAUACGGACAGCAAAAUUGGAUAUUAUGGAAAGCUUCUGGCUUGCAGAAACACUGAAGUACUUUUACCUAAUUUUCUCAGAUCCGAACUUGAUCAGUCUGGAUGAGUAUGUUCUGUAA